AUGGCACCAACUUGUUCUCCUUUCCAAUUUUCCGGCAACUAUUACCAACUUUCCGGUGACGGCAGUUGUGUGAGGCAGAGCAGUUUCUUUGGUGGUAAAGCUGUCCUGAAUCAAGGUGUUGGGUACUCUGUUAUUCUUGGAUUCGGUGCCUUUUUUGCCUUCUUCACCUCUUUUUUGGUUUGGCUGGAGAAACGUUACGUGGGAGCUCGCCACACGUCGGAGUGGUUCAACACCGCUGGGAGAAAUGUUAAAACAGGACUCAUAGCAAGUGUUAUUGUAUCUCAGUGGACCUGGGCUGCUACAAUAUUGCAAAGUUCAAACGUCGCAUGGGAGUAUGGAGUGAGUGGUCCAUUCUGGUACGCCAGUGGUGCCACCAUACAGGUACUAUUGUUUGGUGUAAUGGCUAUAGAGAUCAAAAGAAAGGCUCCUCAUGCUCAUACCGUUUGUGAAAUUGUUAAAGCCCGAUGGGGAACGGCCGCACAUGUCGUGUUUUUGGUCUUCUGCUUCAUGACGAAUAUCAUAGUGACGGCGAUGCUGCUUCUUGGCGGCUCCGCGGUGGUCAAUGCACUCACCGGAGUCAACAUUUAUGCCGCCAGUUUUCUAAUACCGCUCGGUGUGAUUGUGUAUACUCUUGCAGGAGGAUUGAAGGCCACAUUCUUGGCUAGUUAUAUACACUCCGUGAUAGUGCACGUGGUACUAGUCAUCUUCGUGUUCUUGGUCUACACGGCUAGUAGUGAGCUCGGUAGCCCUAGCGUUGUCUAUCGACGCCUAAUGGAGGUCUCGAGCAGAUCUAGAAUGUGUCAAGAACCUCUCUCGCAUGACGGACAAGCUUGUGGCCCUGUCGAUGGAAACUACAACGGAUCUUAUCUAACAAUGUUGAGCUCAGGCGGGCUUGUUUUCGGCAUUAUCAACAUUGUUGGUAAUUUUGGCACGGUUUUUGUCGACAAUGGAUACUGGGUGAGUGCCAUUGCGGCUAGACCGUCCUCGACUCACAAAGGUUACCUGUUAGGUGGGCUCGUAUGGUUCGCUGUGCCAUUCUCGUUGGCUACAGCUCUCGGUUUGGGAGCUCUAGCCCUUGAUCUUCCAUUAACCGCAAGUGAAGCGAGCCAUGGGCUUGUUCCUCCUGCUACAGCUAUCGCGUUGAUGGGGAAAGGGGGAUCCGUCCUCUUACUGACCAUGCUUUUCAUGGCCGUGACAUCUGCUGGUUCUUCGGAGUUAAUAGCUGUUUCAUCCCUUUGCACCUAUGACAUCUAUCGAACUUACGUCAAUCCAGAUGCUAACGGGAAACAAAUCUUGAAAGUUUCAAGGGCGGUCGUGUUCUCCUUCGGAUGUUUCAUGGGAAUUCUAGCGGUUAUACUAAACAAAGUCGGGGUUUCACUUGGUUGGAUGUACUUAGCCAUGGGCGUGUUCAUCGGCUCAGCCGUUAUCCCCAUCGCCUUCAUGCUCCUAUGGCGAAAAGCGAAUGCUUUUGGCGCUAUUUUAGGCACAACCGUCGGGUGUCUCCUAGGAAUCAUCACUUGGUUAUCAGUUGCUAGUGUUGAAUACGGUCGAGUCAACCUAGACACAACAGGAAGAAACGCACCUAUGCUCGCUGGGAAUCUAGUCUCAAUUCUAACAGGUGGGGGGAUCCACGUUGUAUGCAGUUUGUUGAGGCCGCAAAACUACGAUUGGGAAACCACAAAGCAGAUAACGGUUGUUGAGAAGGAAAAGAGUGAACUUUCGGUCGAUGAAUUUAAGGAAGAGAAGCUGAUUAGUGCGAAGAAAUGGAUCAUCAAAUGGGGUGUCGGGUUUACCUUCGUGAUCGUCGUUUUGUGGCCGCUUUUAUCGCUUCCUGCAAGGGAUUUUAGCAAAGGAUACUUCACUUUCUGGGCGGUUGUGGCGAUAGCAUGGGGUACAAUUGGGUCGGCCGUGAUCAUCGUUCUACCACUAGCCGAGAGCUGGCAGGCGAUUCAAUGUGUUAUGCUCGGAAUGUUCACCAACGAUAAGCUUGUCGGGAAGAUCGAAGAACUGAAUCUGAAGCUCGAAACCAUCAUCAAAGCUGUACCAGAUGCCGAGAGAAUUUACUUGCUCGAAAAGGGAAAGAUGAAGAAAAACGAAACAUCACAGCUAGUGUGAAACUGGAAAACCACAAAUCGAUCAUCUUCCUUGAUCAGAUUUCGACAAGCUAGAUCGAGGGCUACCCGAUCAGCUUCAGCUAAAACACAAAUGGUAACAAGACAAGAACCAAGUUGGCUCUUUUUGUGUGAUAGAUUUAAGUGUAAAUUCGUUUAGUUUCAACAAGUAAAUAAGAAGAAUAAAGAACAGUAAAGCCUGAUGAAAUUGGAAU
Messenger RNA from Cynara cardunculus var. scolymus (artichoke), 2326 nucleotides. Its product is annotated as urea-proton symporter DUR3. Gene Ontology annotation, cellular component: plasma membrane. Gene Ontology annotation, molecular function: urea transmembrane transporter activity. Lineage: Eukaryota; Viridiplantae; Streptophyta; Magnoliopsida; Asterales; Asteraceae. The record is from RefSeq and is a predicted model, not a curated record. Gene Ontology annotation, biological process: urea transmembrane transport. Bases 1 to 2115 code for a protein of 704 amino acids. The transcript is spliced from 9 exons.